Messenger RNA from Didymodactylos carnosus, 576 nucleotides. Lineage: Eukaryota; Metazoa; Rotifera; Eurotatoria; Philodinida; Philodinidae. The record is from the annotation of a GenBank genome assembly.
AUGUCAACAACCAUAUGCAAGUCUUGGCGACUCGACUGCAUUUCCAGAAGACGAGGUUAUCUUUUCAUGGGUACUGUGUUUUGCAUUGAUUCUGUCCAAAAGAUGACUGACGAUGAAAUAUGGAAGGUCCGACUGAAACUGGGUGGAGAUGAGGAUGCUGUGCUGAAAACGCGAAGUGGUCAAAUGAAAACUCAGCUUGGAGAUAUGAAUGAUCUAAACACGUUAAGUGUCACCUUGCUCAUAAUGGGUGAGAAUGAAAAAGCAGAAAACUUUCUGCGAAUGAUACUUAACGAUACACCAGCCGAUAAUCCAACUAUUGCAACAGCAUAUGAUAGCAUGACACUUCUUUCAUUUCCACCAAAUCACCCUGAUCGUGCAACAACUUGUAACAAUAUAGCAGAGAUGUAUCGUGCACAAGUUAAUUAUGAUACAGCAUUGGAAUAUCAUGAGAAAGCGCUUGAAUUACGAUUGGUUUCAGUUCCACCAAAUCACCCUCAUCCUGCAACAACAUAUAAUAACAUGGCAAUUCUGUAUCGUGCACAAGGCAAAUAUAAUACAGCAUUGAAAUAUCAUUAG